Messenger RNA from Bombus impatiens (common eastern bumble bee), 1423 nucleotides. It is a transcript of the gene Membrin, whose product is annotated as Golgi SNAP receptor complex member 2. Gene Ontology annotation, cellular component: late endosome membrane; Golgi apparatus; endoplasmic reticulum membrane. The transcript has 3 exons. Lineage: Eukaryota; Metazoa; Arthropoda; Insecta; Hymenoptera; Apidae. Bases 476 to 1114 code for a protein of 212 amino acids. Gene Ontology annotation, molecular function: SNARE binding; SNAP receptor activity. The record is from RefSeq and is a predicted model, not a curated record. Gene Ontology annotation, biological process: vesicle-mediated transport; vesicle fusion.
GGAUAUAAGGGGCUUCUAUGCAGCAUUCUCUUUCUAUUCAUAUAUUUUUUUUCAGCUCACUCACGCACUCUAUCUUUAUAUCUCUAUUCUAUGGAGUCUGCUUUUUUCUUAAUGAUGUACUUUCUUGUUACUAAUUCGAUUCUAUUUUCUAUGUCCAUGAUACCUGCUUCUGCAUUCAUCACGUUAACUGGCGUUGUUAUAUUAUAGCGCAUGGCUAUUCUGCAUUUUAUAUUUUUUCUGUUUUUUGCUUAAUGGUUUCCUGUUGGAAAGUAUAUGUUAAUUCCGUAUUCUAUUACCGAUUUUAUCAAUGAUUUGUAUAGUAUUAGCAUGGUUUCCAGGAUCCGCUCCUUUAUUUAUAUGUAUAUCCCAUUUGAUGAUCUGAUAGUGACAGUAGUAUUUAUACGUACACGUCAUAACUUUCGCACACGGCCGACACGAGUUGUCGAAGUACGAAUGGAACUAUUUAUUAUUAAGUAUGGAAACUCUAUAUCAUCAAACAAACAAACUGGUCCAAGAAACACAACAUCUUUUCUCACAGCUUGAGAAAAAAACGCCUAACCUGGAUGUAAAAGAAAUAGAAAACAACAUAGAAUCAAAAAUAAACCUCAUCAACAGUAAUUGCGAGAAAUUAGAUGUAUUAUGCCGUAAAGGCCCUAUAUCUCAAAGACAGAAUGCUAAAAUGCGCGUGGAUCAACUGAAAUAUGACAGCCGUCAUCUCACAGCUGCUUUAAAUUCAUGGCGCAACAAAAUGAUUAGAAAACAAAGAGAAGAAGCUGAAAGGGAAGCAUUGCUGUCUAGGACAUUUACCACAAAUGAUCAUGUUGAUAUUAUGAUAGAUCAUAAUGUACAACACAAUCAUAGUUUAAGAAAUGCAGUUAGUGGUAUGGAUGAUCUCCUUCAAAGUGGUAGUAGUAUUUUGGAUAGUUUGAGAUCACAAAGAAUAACUUUAAAAGGGGCUCAUAGGAAAUUAAUAGACAUUGGGAAUACAUUAGGACUUUCACAAACCACAAUGAGACUAAUAGAGCAGAGAGCAAGACAGGAUGGAUUUAUCCUAGUUGGUGGAAUGUUGUUCACAUGCUUUGUUAUAGUUCUAGUUAUAAUUUAUCUUACAUAGAAAAUAUUACCUUCUACUUUUUAAGUACAUAGGAUGAUGCAAUUAACACUAUUAAUUAUUGAAGUAUUUUAAAUAGGAAAUUGUUUUUGGCAUUGUAUAAAGAAAUUUGGUAUGUUUUUACUACUAUACGUGAUAUAUAAUAUAUUUGAAUUAAUAAUGUUGAAUGCUUCAUCCUUCACAUAUUAAGUUGAAUGUUGCAUUGUGAACCUGAAAUUUGUAAUUGUUACUUAUUAAAUAUUAAUACACAUGUAUUUGUAUGUGUGUACACAAUAAAAUAAGAAUGGCAGAGCUAUAUGUUAACAGUAUAAA